Solanum stenotomum is the source of this 831-nucleotide messenger RNA. Its product is annotated as probable peroxygenase 5. Gene Ontology annotation, molecular function: calcium ion binding; monooxygenase activity. The transcript has 6 exons. Lineage: Eukaryota; Viridiplantae; Streptophyta; Magnoliopsida; Solanales; Solanaceae. The record is from RefSeq and is a predicted model, not a curated record. Bases 123 to 698 code for a protein of 191 amino acids.
AUUAUUGAAAUCUCCCCUCUUUCUCUUUUUUCUUCUUUCUUCUUAAUAUAUAUCUCUUUCAUUUUUUCUAAUUAUAUUCUUUUUAAUCCACAAAGGCAAAGAAAGAAAAUCAGUUCGAUUCAAUGGCUUCUUCAAGUGGAAUUGGAAAUAAUGAUGAAUUGACUCCUUUACAAAAGCAUGUAAUGUUUUUUGAUAUUAACAAAGAUGGAAUUAUAUAUCCUUGGGAAACAUAUCAAGGUUUUAGAAAAUUGGGACGUAAUGUUUUUCGUUCACUUUUAGCUGCUGUUCUCAUCCAUAUUGUUACAAGUGGCAAGACUCGACCAGGUAAAUGGCCAUCUCCACUAUUGCCAAUUGUGAUUAAAAAUAUAAAAUUUGGCAAACAUGGCAGUGAUUCUGAUGCCUAUGAUUCUGAAGGAAGGUUUGUGCCAGAGAAAUUUGAGGAGAUUUUCAAGAAAUAUGCACAUAAAAAUUCCGAGUCUUUAACAUCAGAAGAAGUGAAUGAAUUGCUCAAGAAAAAUAGAGAACCUAAGGACUACUUUGGAUGGCUUAAUGCUAUGACAGAUUGGAGGCUCCUAUUUGAUGUGGGAAAAAACAAGGAUGGUAUAUUGACUAAAGAAGCAGUAAGAGAUGUUUAUGAUGGAACCCUUUUUGAACAAAAGGCAAGAGAAGUUGCUGCAGAGAAGUCAAAAGUGAAUUAACUAUAUUUAAAAAAAAGUUAAUUUUAUUUAUACUAUAAUUUUUUUUUUGUCUUGUUUGUUAUUUUGAUACUCUUUGUUGUACAAAAGUGAACAUUUUUAAAUGGACUAUUCACUACUAUUUUUAAUUUACAUA